Molecule: messenger RNA, 1754 nt
Organism: Fundulus heteroclitus (mummichog)
Lineage: Eukaryota; Metazoa; Chordata; Actinopteri; Cyprinodontiformes; Fundulidae
Gene: palm1a
Product: paralemmin 1a
Exons: 10
Coding region: 119-1495 (458 amino acids)
Biological process (GO): regulation of cell shape
Cellular component (GO): membrane
Source: RefSeq, a predicted model, not a curated record
UGGAGAUAAUUGUUCCAGAGGAAGUUCAGCCUGAGCCAAAUCAAAAGUCUCUGCAGCCUGAGGAUGACCGUCAGAGAGCUUUGGUCCUGAUGUUGGGACCGGGCGGAACCUUUCCAUCAUGAUGAAGUCAGACUCCUCCUCCCCCCCCCCCCCCCCCCCCCCGGUGGGUGGGUCUGUUUUGUCUCGGAGGAACAUCACAUGCAGCAGCGGACGGAUCUGCCUUAGAGUCAUGGAUGUUGAUCAGGACCAUCUGCAGCUGCUCACGGAGAAGAGGAAGUGGCAGACUGAGAUGGAGAACAAGCAUCGUCAGCUGGAGGAUGAGAGGAGAGCUCUGCAGCACCUGAAGUUGAAGGCUCUGAGGGAACGCUGGCUGCUGGAAGGAGCCCAGACUGCUGGAGAAGAUCAGGACCGAGUCCGGAGUCAGCUGGAGGAGGACGAAGUCAAGACCAGGAACCUGGAGGACUCCAUCAGAAGACUGGAGCAGGAACUCUUAAGUCUGGAAACUGGAUCUGUCUGUCGGACUGUAACACACUCUGUGAUGUCAGCGGCCGUCCCAGCUGUUGACGUCAAAGAUCCAAUCAGAACCCAGAUGGGCGGAGCUAAGCCAUCGGGUCGUGUCAUCCAAGUUCACCAAAGUCUUCAAGUCAGCAAAUCUCCAGAAGCACUGGGAGAGAUGAAGAAAGCGAUGUACUCAGUGGAGAUUAAAGUAGAGCGGGACAGAGUGACGGGGGAAACCAGGGUUCUGUCCACUAACACCAAGCUUCCUGUUGACCUUUCCGAUCAGGGAGUCAAAGUGUAUGAAGAUGAGCAAAAAGUGGUCCAUGAGAUGAACGGGGAAGACGCUCACCUGCUCAGCUACUCUGAGGUUGAAGAGCUCAUCCACAAAGCUGACGAGGCCUCCAUAAUGUCACAGUCGGUCACCAGGCCAGCCUCCCUGCCACCAGGAGAGGUCCCCAGGGAGCCAGGACCAGGACCAGAACCAGGACCAGGACCAGGACCAGGACCAGGGCCCACAUGGAGCCCUGCACCUAGCCGUGUCCCAGAGGCCACGCCCAGUCCCACGCCCGCCCCCCCUGUCGCCGCAGAGAUCACCGGGCUGGAGGCCACAGUAGGCGGGGAAGCGAGCGUGGCAGAGGCCAGUGCUGACAACCCGGUCACCAUGGUGUUCAUGGGAUACCAGGAUGUGGAGGAUGAGGAUGAGACCAGGAAGGUGCUCGGGCUGCAGGGCACGGUUAAGGUGGAGCUGGUGCUCAUUGAUGACGUUGACGGAAAGGUAGAUCCGCUGCCUCCUGCCGCUGUUCCCGCGGCUGCCCCUCCCACCUCUGCUGCCCCGCCCUCUGCUGCCCCGCCCUCUGCUGCCCCGCCCUCUGCUGCCACGCCCACACCCACCACACCCCCAGAAACGAUGGUGGCCAGCAGCAGGGAGGCGGCGGUGGAAGGAGGGGGGGUAGUGGGGAAGAAGAAGCAGCCAUGUAAAUGCUGCAGCAUCAUGUGACCUGUCCGAACUCUUUAAACUAACUCCGCCCACUGCACAUUUCCUGCCUUUAACAACAUGACAUCACUUCCUGUUCCUUCAUCAGUUUUAUAAAACCUUUUAUUUUCUACUCUGCCUUCACUCUGACACGCCUCCUGUUUCCAGCUUAGAACACCUGCGCACUUUAGCAUUAGCAUGUGAGCAUUACCCUCCCCAGGUGUGUUUACCUGUACGCUUGUCUAUUUUCUAAAAGAGGAAAUAAAUUGGAGUUGAUGUGAAA